Molecule: messenger RNA, 1271 nt
Organism: Ipomoea triloba (trilobed morning glory)
Lineage: Eukaryota; Viridiplantae; Streptophyta; Magnoliopsida; Solanales; Convolvulaceae
Product: mini-ribonuclease 3
Exons: 8
Coding region: 85-819 (244 amino acids)
Biological process (GO): RNA processing
Molecular function (GO): ribonuclease III activity
Source: RefSeq, a predicted model, not a curated record
AAUAAGCCAUGCCCCCACGGUCCGCGCCUAUCCGCCCUAUCCCAAAAGCUGAGAUUUUGCUUGCGCGCCUAAAACCCCGAAGCCAUGGCUAUUGCUUUCCCCGUGCUAUCUCUCUCGCCGAUGGUGAGGGCCUCUUCAGUGGACACAAAGCAAAGACUCUCUUACAACCCUCACCGCACCUAUCCCAAAAGCUCCGACGCACUUCCUCUUGCAUCGCCAGCUUCCAUUUCCACCGCAAACAACCGUCCGGAGAUAUCAAUUUCAUACCUCCUUAGACGCGACGUUCCUAGACCGAAAAACGGCAAAUUUCCUGAAACAUAUUUGGGAUAUGAGACAUGGUUGCCGAAUCCGCCCAAAGUGGAGAAGCCUCGGUCAGCUUUCAAUGCAGCAUCACUGGCUUACAUCGGAGAUUGCAUCUUCGAGUUAUAUGCUCGAAGGCACUUUUUGUUCCCACCACUGAACAUUGAAGAACACAAUAAGCGUGUGAUGGCAGUAGUUCGUUGUGAGGCUCAAGAUGCAAUGUUGCAGAAGCUUAUCAAUGACAACUUCUUAUCAGGAGAAGAAAGGGGAGUGCUUCGUUGGGGGAAAAAUGUUGGUUCUGGUAAAACAAGGACUAAAAAACGUGCUGGUGUAGCUGUUUACAAUAGUGCAUCAUCACUUGAAACACUUAUUGGUUACUUAUACCUGACAAAUAUGCAGCGGCUUGAAGAGAUCAUGCUUAAGUUAGGUUUCUGCACUGGAGCUUCGUCCCAACAUAUAUUGGAGAACAUAAAUGGUGAUUGUACAGGUUUGGAGAAUGACGUCCAGCAAGUAGCAUGAAGAAAUAUGGAAAGAUGUAUAGAUUACCACAUCACGAAGCAGCCAUCAUAGACAGGCAAAAACUCCACAACGGCGAAUAAAAUUGGUACCUGCAUCAUCUUAAAGUAGCUGAGGACAUCCAAGAGUAGGCUUGUUCGAGAUUAUUAGGACCAAAUAUAAAAAUGUUGCGACGAAUCAUCUACAUGCAAGCCCGCUAACUCAUUUCCCCCUUCCAAUUAGUAGAAAGCAUAACUCAUCACAAAAUUCCAUAGAGCUUUGCCAAGUUGAUAAUUGAAUGCAUAAGCUGCCCUGUGGUGUGUGGACUUUAUAGGGUAAUGCCUAGAUGGAUUUUCAGAGGUAUAGACAUGUAAAAGAAAGUACAACAACACUACAAGUUACUGAGACAGGUAAUGUUUAUAUGUAUAUUUAGUGCUUAAUCACAAUUAGUGAAUUUCCUGCUGCAGUUAAUUCUA